Erigeron canadensis is the source of this 2237-nucleotide messenger RNA. RefSeq lists its product as uncharacterized. The transcript is spliced from 6 exons. The record is from RefSeq and is a predicted model, not a curated record. Bases 244 to 1872 code for a protein of 542 amino acids. Lineage: Eukaryota; Viridiplantae; Streptophyta; Magnoliopsida; Asterales; Asteraceae.
CGUAAAGCCCCACAUCAUCAUCAUCAUCUACCAGUACAAACUUUUUCAAUCUGUACAAUCAAUCAAUCAACACAUUUUACAUUUGAAUCAUCCCCAACAUUCUUCUUUAAUUUUUUCAAUAUAAUAACAAUGCCAUUAAUUAUUUUUGGAUCUGAAAAACACCCAUUUAUUUAUUUUACAAAAAGAUGAAAACUUUGUGGAUUUUUUAAGUUUUGGGUUGGUGGGUGUUUGAGUUUUAAAGAAAUGGGAUCCAGUAGUAGUAAAUCUAUUGAUCCUGUAACGGCGGCGACAGCGACGGUGGUGGGUGGUGGUCGCCGGAGUUAUUCAAGAAAUGUUUUUCAAAGUUCUUGUACCCGACCCGCAUCCGGAUCUUCGGAUUCCAGUGAUGUUGAUGAUGAUGAUGAUGACGAUAAUGUGGAUAUUGAUGAUCAACAGGUAUCUGAUCAUCGGAUAAAAGAAAAUGGUAUUGAGGGAAAUCGUUCAACUAGGGGUACGUCAAAGUCAAAAAGCAAGACGGUCAGAAACAAUAAUGAUAAAGUGAAACGAGGGGAUAAAAGGGUUUGCAUACCUUCUGAAACUCAACUUGGUGAAUGGGGUGAAUCAAGUUUGAGUGGUAGUGUAUCUAGGAAUGGGAGUGGUUCUUCUCGCAAUCGUUCUAGUCGUUUUCUUUCUCAUUUUAGUUUUUUUCCGGGCAGUGUAAGCUCUCGUUCAUCAAGGGCAUAUCCGGAAUCUUCUACAAGCUCCAUUAUUUCAAAUGAUGAUGAUCAUCAGUCUGGUCGUUAUGGGACUAAAACUAAAACACGUCAAGGUUGUGAGCUUUUUCCAUCAUGUUUCAUGCCAUCAUCUCCUGGACCACGAGAUGACGAUUCCGAUUCUGAUUCUGAUAACAGUGAUGUUAGUUCUAUACAUGAUUUGGGUCGAAAUAGCAAUUACAAUGGAUUGGAAUCCAAUGGAAACCUAUUUUCUCCAAGAAAUGGUAAUAGGCGAAUGGAAGCCCGAGAGCCUGUUGAACAAAAUGUUAGGUUUAGCAGAACUUUAAGCGUUGGAAGACUUCGUGAUAGAGUUCUUCAUAGACCAACAUUUCCUGAAUCAGCAUCUUUCCCCUUGCAAUCUGAACGAGACGUGGUUAGUGGUGGUGAAGUUCGUGAAACGGGAUCACAUUUGUCUAAUGAAAAUUUGAUGACACCCACAACCUCUUCUAAUUAUUCUUCAUCCACCGUGUCUAACUCUUUAUAUGGGAGUCAUGAUUUUGAGGUUGAAGUUAGGAGUGCAAGAGAAAUGAGUUAUACUAACCUUUUGGAACAUAGGGCAAACUUUCUUGAAAGAAGAAGAAGAAUAAGGUCACAGGUACAUGCCUUGCAAAGGAUGGGAAGUCGUUUUGAGAACCUGUCUGGUCAUGAAAGGUCUUGUAUUUUGUCUGGUCAACACCGGACGGGACAUUGCUCAUGUCGUCUCAAUAAUCAAGAUCCAAAUGACGGGAACAAUGCUAGGGGUAGCAUAUCAAGAAUUGUUCUAUUGGCAGAAGCUCUCUUUGAGGUUUUAGAUGAAAUUCACCAGCAAUCUGUAGUUUCUUCUUCCCGGCCUGCACUGUCUUCAAUCGGGUCGGUUCCUGCUCCACUUGAAGUUGUGGAAGCACUCCCUGUUAAACUAUACUGCAAGCCAUCCAAGCAUUUAAAUGAAGAUGAUGCACAAUGCUAUAUAUGCCUUGUUGAAUACGACGAUGGAGAUGAAGUUAGGGUGCUCCCGUGCCAUCAUGAGUUUCAUAGAUUAUGUAUUGACAAAUGGCUAAAGGAAAUUCACAGGAUUUGCCCGUUAUGUCGUGGAGAUGUUUGUAUAACUGGCUCAUUGCUAGCUGAGAGUUCACAUUUAUAAAGACACUUUUUUCUCAUGGAUCAGCAAAAGCAUGCUUGGAAAUUGAGAUACUGCAGCCUACAUCAGGGUGAAAAAAAGCUAAAUAUUGACCUUAACUUUUCUGAUCAUCCGUAGGGAGUUCGGUCCUUUUCUACCUCUGAUAAUUGGUCUGUGGUUUACAAAUUCCCAUGAUAACUGUUGUAGAAAAUGAUGGAACUUUUUAUGCCAAGCAUUUCGCUGCCAAAAUUCUUGAAGAAUAAGAGUGAGAAUGAGAGUUUAGUGCUUCUCUACUAGAAGCUUUAACGGAGAUGUGUGUUGUAUUAUGUUGAUUGUAUUCUUUUAAAUCUUAAUUCUUAAAUGACUACCGCUUUCUUCUUUUUGUGACA